Molecule: messenger RNA, 1161 nt
Organism: Lycium ferocissimum
Lineage: Eukaryota; Viridiplantae; Streptophyta; Magnoliopsida; Solanales; Solanaceae
Exons: 2
Coding region: 1-1161 (386 amino acids)
Source: RefSeq, a predicted model, not a curated record
AUGUUAAACAAAGAAGCUUUAUCUCCUAGUGUCUCAGAAGUCAAUCCCUCACACUCUUCUCCCAAACAACUUACUUCAACCAAUCCACAAACAAGUUCAUCAUCUUCAACAGUUUCCCUUCCUAAAGAACGAAACCCUACAACGUCUUCCCCAAAACCUGUUGGUUUCACUAGAACUCGUAAAAGCCAAAUCCCAAAGAAGUCUGUGCCUACUUCUACGUCCUCUGAGAAACCUAAUUUGGAAGGAAGAACUCAUACUAUGAUGACCUCUCAAUAUCUUGAGGCAUCUGUGGAAACUACUGAGAAGGAUGAUGGUAUGGAAGUGACACGUCAAGAAAUGAAAACAGAGACUGCAACUGAAAGGGAGAACUUGAGUGAAGUUCCUUCAGGCUCAGGUUAUCCAACUUCUCUUGCAAAUGUGGAUAUUUCUGGUCAUUUGGGUAAAAGUGUGGUAACGGGUGGUGAAACUGCUAAGGAUAGCAUAGACAAUGUUGUUGCUAUUAUACCUGCUAACAAUGCAGAGAUGGAGACUGAGGAAAUGGGUGUUUCAACUCAAGGGGAACAGAUGUCUACAAUUGCAGUUCCUUGGAAAGAAUCCACACUUGAUAGGACAGCCUCUUCAGAGGAGGAACCUGGUUCCUCUAACCAUUCUGAGAAGGUUAACUCUGAAGGUAAUGAAAUAAACUCUGAAAAUGAUGUUGUAUUGAGAACUGUAUAUAAGCAGAGGUAUGAGGGUGCUAAGCAGAUGAAAAAGUGGAAAAACAGGAGAAAACAUCUCGCAGAUAGGAAGCCUAUUUCUAAACAAAGAAAGAGACCUCCUACCAUAAGGCAGAAGUCUCACACAAGAUUAGACUCUGCCUUACUAGUUAACAAAGCAAAGACUACUGAUAAGAGGUGGAGGAGAUUACAUUUGGUAAAUUUAUGUAAGUUGAGAGAUGGAGAGGAGGAGAUGAUUGCUGUGUCUGAGGGAGAAGAAGAGAAAGAGGAAGCCACCUUAGUCAGGAAAAACUCCAAAAGUAGGCGGACGCGCCGGGCGAGCGAGAAGAAAACUGUAGCUGAAGGCGGUGAUGGUGAAGAUACUAGCGAAAGUGAAAAGGAGAAAGCAGUGGCAGAGGGGAAGAAGGCAUCAAAAUCCCCUAAGAAAAGAAAAAAAUGGUGUUAG